Episyrphus balteatus (marmalade hoverfly) is the source of this 2103-nucleotide messenger RNA. Its product is annotated as protein MTO1 homolog, mitochondrial. Bases 70 to 2073 code for a protein of 667 amino acids. The transcript has 8 exons. Gene Ontology annotation, biological process: tRNA methylation; tRNA wobble uridine modification. NCBI's taxonomy places the organism in Eukaryota, Metazoa, Arthropoda, Insecta, Diptera, Syrphidae. The record is from RefSeq and is a predicted model, not a curated record. Gene Ontology annotation, cellular component: cytosol. Gene Ontology annotation, molecular function: flavin adenine dinucleotide binding.
UCAGCUGGUAGAUAUGUCAUAACAAAUCAACAAUUUCACAUUUGAUCGUAAACAAAAUUUCCAAAAACGAUGCUUUUAUCAAAUAAAUUUUUGAAAAAUGCAUUUUUAUCCAGUUGCAAAAGAUAUUUAAGUGGAAAAUCAAAUGAGAAAUUCUAUGAUGUUAUCGUUAUCGGUGGUGGUCAUGCUGGAACGGAGGCUUGUGCAGCCGCCACACGCAUGGGAGCCAAAACUUUAUUGGUCACUCAUAAAAAAGAAACCAUAGGGGAAAUGUCUUGCAAUCCAUCAUUCGGUGGAAUCGGCAAAGGCCAUCUUAUUCGAGAAGUCGAUGCUUUAGAUGGAAUCUGCGCUCGAUGUUGUGAUGUUUCUGGUGUUCAAUACAAGGUGCUUAAUCGUCGUCGUGGUCCAGCUGUUUGGGGACCAAGAGCUCAAAUCGACCGCCAACUGUACAAAGCUGCGGUUCAAAAAGAACUCUUUAGUAUUCCUAAUUUAGACAUACUCUGUACACCUGUCGAGGAUCUUAUCAUAGACCAAUGUACACCAGAUGACAAAUCGGAAACUGCUUUAGUCAAGUGCUCUGGGGUAAUUCUUCAAAACGGAGAAAGAAUUCAAUCCCACGGAGUUGUCAUUACAACUGGAACAUUUCUCCGUGCUCACAUUAAUAUCGGUUUGGAUGUUCGACCAGCUGGUCGAAUGGGUGAUGCACCAGCCAUUGGUCUAGGAAAUACCCUUGAGAAUCUCAAAUUUCGAAUGGGUCGUCUUAAAACCGGAACUCCUCCGCGAAUUCGAAAGAAUUCCAUCGACUAUUCGAAUUUAAGUAUCCAAUUGGGUGAUGACCCACCAACUCCAUUCUCAUUUAUGAAUGACAAAGUCUGGAUCGAUGCUAAAGAUCAACUUCCCUGUCAUUUGACUAAUACAACUUUCAGAGUUAAUGAGAUCGUAAAAGAGAAUAUGCAUCAGAAUCGACAUGUGACAGAGGAAAUCACUGGUCCAAGGUAUUGUCCAUCGAUUGAGUCGAAGAUCUUACGAUUUGGGCAGAAAACUCAUCAAGUUUGGCUCGAACCGGAAGGUUUCAACAGUGACUUGGUUUAUCCUCAGGGAUUGUCAUGUACAUUGCCUGAGGAGCAACAAGUUCAAUUGAUUCAUUCGAUUGUUGGACUUGAAAAGGCAGAGGUUGCCUAUCCAGGUUAUGGAGUUGAAUAUGAUUACAUAGAUCCUCGAGAACUCUUUGUUACACUGGAAACAAAGCGUGUUGCUGGGUUGUUCUUGGCUGGGCAGAUCAAUGGAACUACGGGAUAUGAAGAAGCAGCUGGUCAGGGAUUAUUGGCUGGUGCAAACGCUGCAGCGAAGAGUUUGAAUAAGGAACAAAUGACUUUAAGUAGAACGGAAGCCUACAUUGGAGUGCUUGUAGAUGAUUUGACUUCUUUGGGAACCAAUGAGCCAUAUAGGAUGUUUACAAGUCGAGCAGAGUUUCGAUUAUUACUUCGACCGGAUAAUGCCGAUUUGCGGUUAACUGAAAAGGGCUACAAACUGGGAUUAGUCUCUGAAAAACGUUAUAAUCACAUGUGCCGAAUAAAGGCAAAACUUGACGAAGCCAUUGUCAUUUUGAAAGAUCUUAAACGGUCUUCAAAUCAAUGGAGAUAUCUUUUCAAUCUUCCGGAAUCGAAAACUUCUGUGCCAAAGAGUGCCUUUGAAAUGUUAGCCAUUCCUGCCGAUGAUAUAUCAUGUAAACAAAUUGCCAAUUUAGAACCAGAACAUCUCGGAUGGUUAGCAGAAGAUGAACAAAUUGCAAAUCGUAUUAAAAUUGAAGCUUUGUAUGAUUAUUUUGUUGUGGAACAAGCUAAAGAUGUUGAAGCUGUACGACAAGAGGAGCAAUUAAUGAUACCAGCGAAUAUAGAUUAUUUUGCAAAAUCCUUGAGCCUUUCCAAUGAAGAACGGCAAAAACUUACCAUGAUCCAACCACAAACUAUUGCUGCAGCUAGUAGAAUUCAAGGUGUAACCCCUUCAACAGUUGUCCGACUUCUUAAAUUUAUAAAACAACGUCCACAUCCAACUAAACAAGCCAAUCUUAUAUAAAUUUAAAAAAAAUAAUUUGUUCUAAAAACU